GUUGGCGAUAAACAAACAUGGCGGCUUCUUCGUUCCAGUCUAUGAGAAAUUUUUGGAAAGAAUUUUCUCUUCCAGAUCUUCAGAAAUCCUUAGACACAACUGCAGCAGAGCUAGCAGAUCGCCAAGAUGAAUCAGACACAUCGAGAAAAAAGCUCGUUGAGCUCAGUCGUGAUUUUAAAAAGAAUACUCCGGAGGAUACCAGGAAAAAGAUGGCACCACUCUUGAAGAGCUUUCAAGCUGAGGUUGUUAUUUUUUACUCUGAAUUCACUUUGCACAGUUCUCUUUCCCCAACAAGGUCUUCAGAAAUUGAAAUACUAGAGGCUGAUGUAGAAAGAGCAAAUCAGAGAGCAUUGAGUGCUGAGAGGCAAGUUGAAUCUCUGCGAGAAGAGCUUAUAGCAGCACAGAAUGCCCUACAGAAUUCAGGCAAUGAACAAAGGCCAAACAUGUCUGAGACCAUUGAUGCAAUUUCACGUUCAAGCUUGGAACAUGAGUUAGCAGCCAAGGAGAGACAGAUAUCUCAGUUAGUGAGUGAUGUGCAACAAUCACAAGUGAUACAGAACAGAUUAAAAGAAUCAACUGCAAAUGAGAUUGCCAGACUAGAAGACCAACUUGCUAGCAAGACAAAAGCCCUCCAACAAUUGGAGGAAAAACUUGAUGAACAGGGUAACUAUGAAGAGAUCAAGAGAGAACUGAACAUUUUGAAAUCAAUUGAGUUCUCAACAAGCGAGGAGAGCAGAGAUGCGGAAAAGAUGGACUCCACUCCGAAAUCUCUAGAGAUGCUUCUUCUUGAUAAGAAUAAAAGACUUCAGUCUGAAAACACAAGUUUAAAGGUUGAAAACGUCGAUUUGACAGGUCGUUAUUCUGAACUUCAUGUACAAUACAACGAAGCGGUGAACACAGUGAAGGAACAGAAGGAACUCAUUACUCAGCUAGAAACAGAUCUCCUGAGUGUGAACGCUCUUCCAUCAGCAUUCCGUGGACAGGGAGAGCAACUACGCCAUAACCAGCAACAGAUCAGUGUGUUGCAAAAUGAAGUGGACACCUUGAGGUCAGAUAACGUGAAGUUGUACGAGAAAAUCAAGUUCCUUCAAAGCUACCCAACGAAGAGCUCAGGGGGCCGAGAAGAAGAAGCAACAGUCAGCAGAUACUCAUCACAAUAUGAACAAAGAUUGGAUCCAUUUUCAGCCUUUAAUCAACGGGAGAAACAACAGCGAUACCUGGGGCUUAGUCCGCAUGAAAAAGUUACUCUUAACCUGGGUCGGUUUAUCAUGUCAAACAAAUUUGCCAGAACCUUCGUAUUUUUCUACACAUUGCUUGUACACUUAAUGAUAUUUCUG
Molecule: messenger RNA, 1337 nt
Organism: Pocillopora damicornis (cauliflower coral)
Lineage: Eukaryota; Metazoa; Cnidaria; Anthozoa; Scleractinia; Pocilloporidae
Product: protein CASP
Biological process (GO): intra-Golgi vesicle-mediated transport
Cellular component (GO): Golgi membrane
Source: RefSeq, a predicted model, not a curated record